Molecule: messenger RNA, 462 nt
Organism: Hyaloscypha bicolor E
Lineage: Eukaryota; Fungi; Ascomycota; Leotiomycetes; Helotiales; Hyaloscyphaceae
Exons: 1
Coding region: 1-462 (153 amino acids)
Source: RefSeq, a predicted model, not a curated record
AUGGUCUCUUCAAUAGGAGAGAAAACCAUGAGUGUUCAUUACCGGAACGUUGAUCCCAUUGAUCACGGAGAAUCGAACGGCGAUGGCCAAGAAGCGGAGUCGCCAUGGCAGAGGAUAUCCCUAGGCGAGCUGAGGGGGAGUGAUUUGAACAGAGAUGAGCAGGAAGCGGAAUUCCCACCGGAGCCAUUGGAGCUUGUGGAGCCACCAUGCCUAGAUUCGAGGAGGCACAGGGACAGAGAUUCUCGCCGCCGUUCACUAGAUAGCAUCACCGAAGCUACCGACAACCAACUCCUGAAGAGAAUUGUCCGAGUAAUCGAAUACUCGGGAUCGAAUACGACCACUAUCUUAGGACUACUGGAAAAGCUCUCCGACUCCACUCGCUCCGCAAUAGACACCUCAUCCCCUCGAUCUCCGCACACGAGUACUGAUCCCCGCCCCUGGACUCGGGGACUACACAUCUGA